This is a messenger RNA of Dothidotthia symphoricarpi CBS 119687, 2614 nucleotides long. Its product is annotated as glycoside hydrolase family 37 protein. Gene Ontology annotation, molecular function: alpha,alpha-trehalase activity; calcium ion binding. Bases 135 to 2324 code for a protein of 729 amino acids. The record is from RefSeq and is a predicted model, not a curated record. NCBI's taxonomy places the organism in Eukaryota, Fungi, Ascomycota, Dothideomycetes, Pleosporales, Dothidotthiaceae. Gene Ontology annotation, biological process: trehalose catabolic process. The transcript has 5 exons. Gene Ontology annotation, cellular component: cytoplasm.
CCCUCGAGCAUACGACUAAUCUCUGUACUAGUUACGCACGCCAUAACAACCACGUUUUCAACACCAACCACGUCCCAGUAUAACACCUGCCCAGCAUCACUCAAGAGCUGUCUCAGCCCGCCAUCCCCCGUAGCAUGAGCUCGCAAUCUUCGAAGCCCCGUCGCACCUCCACCAACCUCGACCCAUACGCUGCACCGCAUGUCUACUACGGCGCCAGCCACUCGCGGAACCAUGUCAGAGCAAGGACCUACUCAGCUAACGUAGAGAAUACUGCCCGCAAUGCUCUUCCGACCGAGGGCGUGUCCCAAGGGCGUCGCAUCAGCCAUGACGAGGCUUCCGUGCAGCCGCGCCGCUUCCUGAUCCAAGUCGAGGCUACACUCAAGACGCUCCUCUCCCGCGAGGACUCGGACGGCAACUGUCAGAUCACAAUCGACGAUAAGGGUCCCAAGGUCAUCUCACUCGGCACCCUCGGUUCGAAUGCAUACAACAAGUUUGAUGUCCGAGGCAACUACAUGCUCUCGAACCUGCUCCAAGAGCUCACCCUCGCCCAAGAUUAUGGCCGCAAGACUAUUGUCCUUGACGAAGCGCGUCUGAACGAGAACCCCGUCAACCGCCUCUCUCGACUGAUUCAGUACUCGUUCUGGGACGGACUCACUCGCCGUAUCGACGGCUCGAAUAUCGAGAAGGUCGGACGCGAUCCGAAAGACUGGACAGACGACCCGCGUCCCCGUAUAUACAUUCCGCAUGGUGUUCAGGACCAGUAUGACUACUACACUCGCAUUGCCAACGAGCAUCCAGAGAUGCGUCUGGACGUCCAGUGGCUGGCCAAGGAUUGUGACAAUGAUGCAUAUGUGCGCGACUUGAACAAGGCGCCUGGCCUCCUCGCAAUCGCGAUGGAGGAACAUAUCGACCCUGUCACCAAGAAGAAGGACCUGCGAGGGCUGCCUUUUGUCGUUCCCGGCGGCCGUUUCAAUGAGCUCUACGGCUGGGACAGCUACAUGGAGUCGCUCGGCUUGCUGGUAAACGAUCGCGUGGAUCUGGUCAAAUCCAUGGUCAUUCACUUCUGUUUCUGCAUCAAACACUAUAACAAGAUCCUCAACGCGAAUCGGACAUACUACUUGUGCCGUUCUCAACCACCCUUUCUCACUGACAUGGCGUUGCGUGUCUACGAACGGAUCAAGCACGAGGAUGGUGCUUUGGAGUUUCUACGCCAAGCCAUCCUUGCCGCUAUCAAGGAAUACUACUCGGUGUGGAUGAGCCCGCCCCGGUACGACGCAACAACUGGUCUUUCCAAGUAUUCGCCAGGUGGUCUAGGCGUACCUCCCGAGACAGAAGCGUCUCAUUUCACAGUUGUCUUGACACCUUAUGCUAAGCAGCAUGGGAUGUCAUUUGACGAGUUUGUCGAAGCGUACAACAGCGGAGAGGUGCACGAACCUACGCUGGACGACUAUUUCCGACACGAUCGCGCUGUACGUGAAUCUGGCCAUGACACUUCCUACCGCCUCGAGAACGUUGCUGCCGAUCUCGCUGUUGUUGACAUCAAUGCACUUCUUUACAAAUACGAAGUCGACAUCGGUCGCUGCAUCCGCAACCACUUUGGAGAUAGACUCGAGAUCCCUGCCGAUUUCUGCACUGGUAAGAUGAAGCCCGGCCAGGUCGAAACUUCGGCUAUCUGGGAGCGUCGUGCAAGAUUGCGACGUACCAAUGUUGACAAGUACCUCUGGGACGAGGAAGCCGGUAUGUAUUUCGACUAUAACACCGUCCAGAAAGCACGCACUGGCUAUGAGAGCGCAACAACCUUUUGGCCAAUGUGGUCUGGUCUUGCGACACCUCGGCAGGCCCAAAUUCUCGUGGAAAAAGCCCUGCCCAAGCUCGAGGUCUUUGGCGGCCUUGUGUCUGGAACGGAGAAAUCUCGCGGCCACGUCAACCUCGAGCGUCCUAAUCGGCAGUGGGACUAUCCUUUUGGAUGGGCACCACAGCAAAUUCUGGCCUGGGUCGGUUUCCAGCGGUACGGGUAUGAUACUGAGGCUCAGCGACUGGCGUUUCGAUGGCUACACAUGGUCACCAAGGCCUUUGUUGAUUUCAAUGGUGUUGUCGUUGAAAAGUACGAUGUCACAAGAGAGAUCGAUCCUCACAAGGUUGAAGCCGAGUACGGUAAUCAGGGCAGCGACUUCAAGGGCGUUCCCCGCGAAGGCUUCGGAUGGGUUAACGCGAGUUAUAUCUAUGGACUCACGCUCCUCAGCGCCCACCAACGUCGUGCGCUCGGUGCUUUGACCGACUGGAACACAUACCAGAAGGCCAUGGACGCAUUAGACAUGGCAUGAGCACAUACAUCUCUCUUGGUUUGCGUUUGCGUUUACGACUUCAUGACUUGCCGUGUAUAUUGAUGCUAGACUGUGUUAGACGCUCGCAUGGCCGUUGGGGCGUUGCUUUUGGGAUCCCUUCAGUGGUGCACGGGAAAGGGGCACAUGGAGUACCUUUCCGAUGAGUUGUACGGGGUUGGUUUGUGUUGAUGAGGGCUGAACGGAUGGUGCCGUGUGGUACGGUUUAGGAAUAUUGUGAUGAACAGUUGACCUAUGAAUAAUGAAGAAUAUUGAUAUGCAUACGGUUUCAU